AUGAAAGAAGUUAAGAAUAAUCAUUUAGAUCAUCAUUUAACAUCAUUAAUAAUGGAAGAACAAGAAACUAAAUCUAUUAAUAGAAUGUCUUUUUUUAAUUUAUUAUCAAGACGUUUUCAUGUUAUGAUAUUUAUAAUGCUUGGAUAUUCCAUAAUGGUGUUUGCUAAAAUAAAUUUAAGUAUAACUAUGACAUGUAUGGUUAAUAGUACAAGUGUUAUCUUAAAAUCACUUGGUAAUAAUAGUAUUGAUAGUGAAUUAACAAAUAUUCCCACUCAAUGUUUAACUAGGGACCAUUUAUUGGUGAAUAAUACUAUUACUCAUACAGAUACAUCAAUAAAUUUAUCAAAAAUUGUAAAUGAUUAUGGAGGAACACUUGAAUGGAAUACAUAUAUACAAAGUAUUAUUAUAUCUGGUACUUUUUGGGGUGCAUUACUUACUGUACUUCCAUCAGGAUUUUUAGUUGAACAUUUUUCACCAAAAAUAAUAUUUCUUCUUGCUGGUUUAACUUAUGCCGCAACAUCUGCCAUAUUUCCAUUUUUGGCAGAAAAUUUUACCUAUCAAUAUGCAUUUUUUGAUCGUUUAUUUAUGGGUCUUGGUGAAGGUUUUCUUCUACCUGCAGCAAAUACAUUAAUAUCAAGAUGGAUACCAAAAGUUGAACGAGGAACAGCAGCAACAAUGUUAACAGCAGGUAAUCAAAUAGCUGGAGCUGCAGGUAAUCCUAUAUCAGGAUUUUUAUGUUCUAGUUCAUUUGGAUGGCAAGCUGUUUUUUAUUUAUGUUCUAUUAUUCUAACAUUAUGGGCUAUAUUAUUUGGUUUAGCUAUUCAAUCACGUCCCUGUAAAGAUAAAUGGAUGACAGAAAAAGAAAGAAAAUGGCUUGAAAAAGAAUUAAAUCAUCAGGGUGCUUUUAAAAGAAAAUUAGCAUUGUCAAAAAUUCCAUUUAUGUCAAUAUUUACAUCAUUACCUUUUUUAGCAGUUAUUUUAAAUCAAUUUGCAGCAAAUGUUGUUAUAAUUAUUAUACAAUUUUAUAUACCAACAUUUUUUAAAGAAGCAUUAUAUUUAAAAGUUAGUGAUAAUGGAAUUAUUAGUGCUAGUCCACAUAUAAUACAAUUUUUUGCAAAAUUUGCCUGGUCAACAUUGUUAGAAAAAUUGCAAAAAAAUAAUAAAAUUACUUCAACAACAGCAUCAAAAAUGUCACAAUUAUUUUCUGGUAUAUUUGUUUUUAUAAGUUUUAUAUCAAUACCAUUAACACUUGAUUGCACCAAACCAUUUAUAACAAUUAUUUUAUUUAUUUUUGCGGCUAGUGGUUUUGGUUUUUCUGUAUGUGGAUAUUAUACAAGUCUUCUUAACUUAGCACCACAUUACACAGGUGUCCUAACAUCUAUAUCAAUGGUUGUCGCAUUUUUAGGAAGAUUAUGUGGACCUAAAUUAGUAUCAUAUUUUAGAGUCAAUGGUAUUGUAGAAGAAUGGAAUUCUAUUUUUUAUACAUCAUCAAUAUUAUAUCUUAUAACAUCAAUCUUUUUUUUUAUUUUUGGGUCUUCUGAAGCUCAGUAUUGGGGUGAAAUUUGUGAAGAAAAUAGUAUGGUAGAACAAAACAAAAUAUUUACAAAUAUCUUAAAUGAAGAAAUUGAUACUUGUGAAGAUAUUGAAGAAAUUGGAAUUAUUAAUAAAUCAACAUUAGAUAUAUCAUCACUUAACAAUAUUUAA
This is a messenger RNA of Strongyloides ratti, 1704 nucleotides long. Its product is annotated as Sialin. The record is from RefSeq and is a predicted model, not a curated record. Gene Ontology annotation, molecular function: transmembrane transporter activity. Bases 1 to 1704 code for a protein of 567 amino acids. The transcript is spliced from 3 exons. Lineage: Eukaryota; Metazoa; Nematoda; Chromadorea; Rhabditida; Strongyloididae. Gene Ontology annotation, biological process: monoatomic anion transport; transmembrane transport.